CUCGGCCAGUCUACGUGCAGAGAAAGACAUGCUUAUGCCACCAUAACUGCGGGGAAAAGGAAAACGCAUCAUUUAAAGUAACAUGGAACCUCACCGCAAGAACGCAAGCAAAACUCUGAUCUACUUUUACGUGUGCGCGGCUUUAUAUGUGUCCAUCGAAGCCCAGUAUGAGAAAUACAGCUUCAGGAGCUUUCCGCAGAGCGAACUGGUGCCCCUAGAAACUGCCUACGGGUACGCACUGGAUCAAUAUGCAGCUGAAAACUGGGAGGACAGCAUCAAAUACCUGGAGAUGAGUUUACGAAUACACCGACUACUGAAGGACAGUGAGGCGUUCUGCAGCUACAACUGCAGCAAAGUCGGCAGAGACCUUCAGGGUGCUCCCCUUGCGGACAGCGAGCUCCAGGUUUUUAAUCACGUCUUACAAAGAGCCUCCUGCUUAAAGAAGUGCAAAGCCAGUUCCCCCGUGUUCUCUGUCCCCUACCCUCGCAAAGACACCCUGGAAGCGUUUUAUAACAGGAUUCCUUACAGGUAUCUACAGUUCGCCUAUUUUCAGAGGAACAACCUGGAAAAGGCUGUGUCUGCAGCUCACACCUUCCUGCAGAGGAGCCCCAAAGACCCUAUGAUGCUGAAGAACCUCAACUACUUCAAGACCCUCUUCGAGGUGGAUGAAUACCUCAUCGACCUGGAGGAGCAGGCCUACCAGAGCCUGUUCGUGAAGUCAGUGAAGCUGUACAAUGCAGGCGAUUUCCGCAGCAGCAUUGCUGGCAUGGAGCAGGCAGCCAGAGAAUAUUUCCAGGUAUAUGAGCUAUGCCUGGCAGCCUGUGAGGGUGCCCACGAGGUCAGGGAAUUUAAGGACUUCUACCCCGCUGUGGCAGAUCACUACGCGGAUGUUCUAGUAUGCAAAGUGAAGUGCGAGGCCGACCUCACUCCCAACGUGGGGGGCUUCUUCGUGGAAAAGUUUGUGGCCACCAUGUAUCACUACCUCCAGUUCACCUAUUACAAAUUGAACGAUGUUAAGAAUGCCGCGCCGUGUGCCGCCAGCUACCUGCUGUUUGACCCCCAAGAUGAGAUCAUGCUUCAGAACAUGGUUUACUAUCGCUUCUACCGGGAGCAGUGGGGCUUGGAGGACAACGACUUCAAACCCAGACCUGAGGCUCUUCAGUACUUUAAUAUCACCACCAUACAGAAACAGAUGCUGGAGUUUGCGCAGCACUACCUCCAAUCAGAUGACGAGGAUGUGGUGAGCCCUGAAAUGACAGAGACCUCCUCAGAUGAGCCCCCAGACUCCGAGUUUGAGGGAGUUGGAGAUUACGAGGAAUCCAUCUACUCUACAUGGUGGCAGGAGCCAAAAAGCAAGGGUGAUGCAGGGGAGCCUUACGUCUGACACGACACUGGACUCAUACGAAUUCUAUUAUCACGGCACACUGGUUUCAUCAGGCAACCAGCUCUCUUCUGGCCAUCCCAAGUGAACUAUUCAUUUUGAGCAGCAGCAUGUGCCUGUGCAGCAAUGACCAAACAGAAAUAAUCCCUCUUUUCCACUGUACAGCCGAGCCGCGCCGGGCUCAGGAGCGGCCUGGUUGCAUUUCCGCUGCAUUGCCCGAGCUGUGUAGCUGACGUGACACGCAGCGAAAGUGCCAAGUUGCAUGCAGACGAUGCAGCAUUAAGAGCCGCCAUGAUUUGAGUUAAGAAUUGUGGAUCCAGAGGCUAUGCUUGUGUUUUUCAUUUCUGGAGUACAAAGAAACGUACUGGUUUCUCCCCCGAAUCGACGCACGCCAUGCCGUUCGUCUCCCUCAAGUGUAAUGACGAAAAAUCAUUAACUCUGCCCCUGGCUCCGCUCGGCUCCCAGCCAGAUUCAGAUGUGUUGUGAGGCCAGAGUUUCAUGGUUUUGUUCUCGCUCAGCUCCACAGGUAGCCAGUGGAAAAGCACCUGCCUGGGGCCGUCACGGCUCACAUGUGCCAGUGGAAAAGGGAUAUUAAAGGGAAGGUAAAUAGAUGGUGUGCAAGUGAAGGUAAAACCAGUUUGCAGUGUCCUAGUCAUUUUAAGUCUGCAGUCUAUCUAAUUUAAAAUGUGCAUGCUUUAUAAAACUGUUAGAUUGUGGUCAGAUUCCUUAAAAUCACAUCAAGCCAUUUUAAACCUGAAAGUUGUGCCUUUUUAAAAAUUUCUUCAGAAUCGGGUUUUGCAAAAAAUAAAAAUAGAAUUCUGAAACCCGCUCCCCUUUAAGGUGUUAGUGUUUACCGUUGACUGUAACAGGAAAUGAUUGUGCUGUUAUUUAAAAACAAAUAUUGUGGAGGAAAUUGUAAUAAAUAAAUACAAUAAAUAAAAAAAUAAAUAAC
Polyodon spathula (Mississippi paddlefish) is the source of this 2333-nucleotide messenger RNA. It is a transcript of the gene p3h4, whose product is annotated as prolyl 3-hydroxylase family member 4 (inactive). Gene Ontology annotation, biological process: collagen fibril organization; peptidyl-lysine hydroxylation. NCBI's taxonomy places the organism in Eukaryota, Metazoa, Chordata, Actinopteri, Acipenseriformes, Polyodontidae. The record is from RefSeq and is a predicted model, not a curated record. Gene Ontology annotation, molecular function: collagen binding; protein binding. Gene Ontology annotation, cellular component: endoplasmic reticulum. Bases 83 to 1384 code for a protein of 433 amino acids. The transcript is spliced from 7 exons.